AUGUCUUUUCCAAGAUCAAGAAUAAUCAAUGAUAGAGACAUUGAAGAGUACUUGUCUGCUCUGGAAGGAGGAUAUCUGUCAGAAGAUGGCAUGGAAAUGUCUGAUACGGAAGAUAAUGAGGAAAGUAUCUUUUACACCAACAGAAAUGAACCACUGCAAGACGUAGAGGAUGAUGAUAAUCUGGAAAAUGAACCUACUUUACAUGAAGAACAAGUUGAUGUGCAUGAUCCCCCUCUGAUUCUAGAAACUGUGGCAUCUAAAACAGGAGAAAACUCUGCUUGUUCGACUUGGGUGUUAGACAAGAGGAAGCUGAUUUGGAAGAAGAGUACACUUCAGUUUUCUGAGUCAAAUAUUGAAUUUGAAGGAAGCACUGAUCUAGACAAAAAAGAGAUGAUGAAAAAAAAUACCCCUAGGGGUACUUAUGAAGAAAGAACAGCAUCAUAUGACGGAAUUGAUUUAGCUUGCAUAGCAUGGAAGGACAAUAAAAUAGUGACUAUGUUAUCAAGUUACGUAGGAGCAGAGCCUGUUUCAACCGUCAAAAGGUUUGAUAAAAAGACGAGGGAAAGAGUUGAUAUAUUGUGUCCAAAGUCCAUUACAGAAUAUAACAGUCAUAUGAGGGGUGUUGACUUGUUAGAUAGUUUCUUGGAUAGAUAUCACAUAAGAGUAAAAUCUCGCAAAUGGUAUAUUCGUAUAUUUUUCCAUUUGUUUGAUCUGGCUGUUAUCAACUCCUGGAUUAUAUAUAAAAAUAAUGCAAAAAAAGAAAAUGUUGCAAAAAAGAACAUUUUAAACUUAGGUGAGUUCAGAAACGAGCUGGCCUAUGUUUUAUGUAACUCAGGCACAAAUGAAAAUAAAAGAGGUCGGCCUAGCUCUUCCAGCCUGGAGCAGGAGUUGCAAGCUAAGAAGAAGAGGUUACAAUCAAACCAAUCCCUCCAUUGGAUAUACGGAUGGAUGGUCUUGGGCACUGGCCAGAUGUUGGUGUGUCGCUUCGUUGUAAGUAUCCACAUUGUACAGGAUACACCACCAUAA
Parnassius apollo (apollo) is the source of this 1026-nucleotide messenger RNA. The record is from the annotation of a GenBank genome assembly. Lineage: Eukaryota; Metazoa; Arthropoda; Insecta; Lepidoptera; Papilionidae.